UCCAAUUAAGAUAUGACACGUGUUUAACUUAUAUUUAUUGCUAAACCAUAGUAAAUUAAUAUACAUACCUUAACCAUGACAAAAUAGUAUGAUCUGGUGUAGACACCGAAUGAGAAAAGUUUUUAUUUUCCAACCUAAAUGCUAAUAUCCAAACAUACCUUUUUAUAGAAAACUCCAUACCAAGAGUACCUUGCAACAUAUGGAAAUCCUUUUAUUUUCUUUCCAUUGUUCCCUUCCCAAUGUAGUAAUACUUUCCAUCCUCAAGAAUCCAACAUGACUAUAUAUAACACAUGACUCCUGACUCCUUCCUCCAUUACCAAUUACCCCAUUUUUAGAGAUUGAGAGGAACGGAAAAGAGGGGAAAAUGGGGAGAGGAAAAGUUGAGAUCAAGAGAAUUGAGAACACAAAUAGUAGGCAAGUUACAUUUUCAAAGAGAAGGCACGGAUUGUUUAAGAAAGCCAAUGAAUUGGCUAUCCUCUGUGAUGCAGAGGUUGGAGUUAUUGUGUUCUCCAACAACGGCAAGCAAUAUGAAUUUGCUAGUAACAGCAUGGAACACACAUUGGCAAGGUACAAUGGGGCUCCAGAAUCAAUCGAAAAUGGUGCAGCAGCGCUUGAAGUGAAUGCUUUCAGAGUUGAAAUUGCAAUGCUACGUCAGUUGCAACGUCGAUUGAUGGGGGAGGAACUUAAAGGCUUGAACUUCAAAGAGUUGCAGCACUUAGAACAUCAAUUGAGUGAAGCCAUUUUAGCUGUGAAGGACAGAAAGGAACAAGAACUGAUGCAAAAACUUAAAAAAUCACUGCUGCAGGCGGAAAAGGUUAUGCUUGAAAAUGAAGCCCUGCGUGAACAAAUUGACGAACUAAAACGCAGCUCCGCUUUGAAGAAGAAUUCAGUUGGCGAUCCUGAUUCAGACGCUUGCGCUUAGGCUGCCAGUUGAUACAAGUCAGGGAAUGAUAAUACCAAAAGCGAAAAUCACUUCCAAUGAUGCUCAAAAUCCAGUGGUUUUGGAGUGAUAUAUUUUCUUGCAUAAGACAUUUCGUUAUCAGAUUUUGAAAUCGAGACUCUUUAAUUUUUACAUUAUAUUAAUGUUUGCUUAGCUUAGAUUUAGCUAACUUUUUAUCAAGUCAAACGAUGAUUU
Lycium barbarum (goji berry) is the source of this 1135-nucleotide messenger RNA. RefSeq names its product agamous-like MADS-box protein AGL15. NCBI's taxonomy places the organism in Eukaryota, Viridiplantae, Streptophyta, Magnoliopsida, Solanales, Solanaceae. The transcript has 8 exons. Gene Ontology annotation, biological process: positive regulation of transcription by RNA polymerase II. Gene Ontology annotation, molecular function: protein dimerization activity; RNA polymerase II cis-regulatory region sequence-specific DNA binding; DNA-binding transcription factor activity, RNA polymerase II-specific. Bases 365 to 922 code for a protein of 185 amino acids. Gene Ontology annotation, cellular component: nucleus. The record is from RefSeq and is a predicted model, not a curated record.